GUCUCCCUCCACACAGACCCCUCGACUAGGCUCUGCUUCCCCCCCGGUCUCUGCUGCUCCCGUUGCAGCGACUGCUGCUGCUGCUGCGUUCCACACAAAGUGCGGUGCCUGGAACCUGGGCCUCGACAAAGCGACCGGCCCUUUCCCCCGCCAACCCUCCCCGGCUGAGAGACACCCGGACCCGGCCGUGGCUCAGGAGGAGAGGCACGGGGCGGUCAGCAGACCCAGUGGGAUCGACGCUCCCUCGACCAUGUCGGAGCGGAGGUCUAAACUCUUAAAAGCUCUGGAUGCAGUGGAACGCAUACAGGAAACAUCAAGUGACGAAGAGAAACCUCGACACGAUGAGAUAAUUCUGUUGAACGAGGAGGACAGCGAGUCUCCAGAUGACAAGCAGGAGGUGAAGAGCGUGCCGUUCACCAUCCCGCUGAGGACGGAUCUGACCAAGGACGUGUCCAUGGUUCAGCUGUCUCCGCUGAGGCACCUCAAUACGGAAUGCGGUGAUGUCAAGAAGUCUACGAGCUCGUACUUCGCCAAAGGAGGACGCGGGAUACGAGCGUCGCCCACCCAGACCAGGGCCCGGUUGCCCUCCACGGAAAACUCGUCCAGGGAGCAGCUGCGCCCGCUGCGCAGCAGCCCGCAGGCGUCCACGGCGGCCGGCACGGUGGUGGGAGGGCGCUGGUUCCUGCACGCCAACGCCCAGAGCAAGGAGCCAUCCCCGCGCAAGGAUGGUGACACGACUGUGAGGCCGCAUCUGUACCCCGUGGUGGUGCUGGGAGUGAAGGACAGACUCGGCAAUGGCAGUGACUCCGUGACCCGGGUGACCUCCGCUGCUGAUGCAGCAGACGACGACGCCCUGGACGCCGCCGCCGCCAACGUGGAGAAGGUGUCGGAGUUUUGCCGCAAGGUGAUUUUCAAGCGGGGCGGCAGGGACGUAACGGCGGGCAGCCUCCUGCUCUCUCCCGGCACGCCCACGGAGCCGCCCUCCGCCAACGUCACCGCCCAUCGCUCGGCGUUGCGCCCGUCUCUCGACGGCGCUGACAAACAGUUCUGGGCGGUCUGCAACAACUGUGGCAAGAAGAGCGAGAACCUCACGACCUGCGACUCGUGCCACAAGCUGAUCCCCGACACGGCGCGCAAGCGCCUCAAGGAAGCGGCCGAGGGCGGCGGCGGAACCGGCGCCGCCACCAGUGCCGGCGGGACGGGGAGCGGCACGUCCAGCAACUACCAGCACCUGACGGCGAUCGGCAAGAGGUCGCCGCUGCUGCUGACGCUGAGCCUGCGGGCGCAGAAUGCGUACAGGUCGCCGGAGGAGCGCCUGCAGGCCGUAGAGUCGGCUGCCUUGAGGCUGAGAUCGAACGACUUCAGCGGAGUGUCGCCGCUGGGCAGACCCGACCACGUCAAACUCGCGCGCAGCGGCAGCAGCACCGUCCCUCGCGCGUCCGUGCGGGGCAGGGGGAGGGGGAGGGGUCGUGGGGCACGGAAGCCUCAGCUGCCCACGGAGCCGAUCGUGCUGUCGAGUGACGAUGAGGACGAGGAGAACGAGACUCGGAGCUCCGGCUGCACCACCCCGACCUCGACGCCGCUGUUGGUGUCUGAGCUCGACACGGGCUGGUGUGCCACCCCCACCAGCACCGCCAGCGCCGCCAGCACCGCCAGGGCCGCCAACUCCUCAGCCUGCGCUUCCCCCAUCGCCACGUCCAUCACCAGCGGCACGCCCAGGGGGACCACGAGUCCCGUGGCCGGCCGCCGCAGCAUCAGAGAGCCGAGCGACCGUCGCGAGACCUCGUCGCCCGUCUCGGGCCCGUGCUCGGGCCCGUGCUCGGCCGACGAGCGUCCCGCGCUGCUGAGCGACGACGCGACGUCGGUGGACGAACGGCCCGCGGCCGGCGACCAGCCCGCGGGAGGAGACGACGACUACGGAGACUUUGGGAGCCUCUUCCAGAUGUCGACGAAAUCCACCAUGAGCAUCAAGGCCAGGAUGAAGAACAAGUUUGGUCAAAGCCCGGUGCCGGUGAAGCGGCCGCGCAUCGCGGUGGGGAGGAGGGGGUCCUGCGGCGGCAGCAGCGGCGCCGGCACGGCCGCCAGGCCGGCGGCGACGGCCGCCCCCAGCAGCCUGGCGGGGCUCGACGAGUCGGCCGCCAUCAGCCUGGUGUGCCGCAUGUUCCGUGUGGGGACGCUCAAGAUCAGGGAGCCGUGUCUCGCCGUGUUUUCGGAGGACGGAUUGCGGUUUGAAGACAUGAAGGCGGAGGCCCUGACGUUGGCCGCCAGGGAGCUCACGUCGUUUGAGAUGGCAUUCAGCCGCACGUGCUCCAUGCUCUUCAUCCAGACCACAUCCAUCGCCGCGCAACGCUUCUGCCACCAGCUGAACAUGAGCCGCGACAAGCAGGAAUGGUUCAACCCGACAGGCAACGACCCCAAGGAGAUGUACAUCAUCCUGGUGCUGGACAGCUACCCCGAGUAUCCGGCCCAGAAGGAGCUGAAAACCCUCAUGGAAGCCGUCGGAUGCCGCAACAGCAUCCGGGGAUUCUGCCGGCAGAUCAAGACCCUCGAGGCCAACCAGAGGCUCAUCCUGAGCACCGCCGGCACCGCCGGCACCGCCGGCACCGCCGAGCCGGCGGGCGCCGCGGCGGCCGACGAGGCCCUCGCCUCCUCGUCGUCCGCCGAGGACGGAGCCCCGUCGCCCGCCGCUGGUCGCAAGGCGCCCGCCUGCACGCUCCCGUCGUACCAGCUGCGCACCACGCGGAGGAUCGCCGUCAGCACGAGCAGCGCGAGCAGCGCGAGCGCCUCUCCGACCGGCGCCGACGGCUUCUCGGUGACCGUGGAGAAGCUCGUGGUGUUCCCUCCGCCACCCGCCAAGGGCGCCAUCAGUGUGACGAGCGAGGACCUCUCCUGCCUCAACCCGGGAGAGUUCCUCAACGACGUCAUCAUCGAUUUCUAUCUCAAAUACCUGGUGAUGGAGAAGUUGGCCAAGGCCGACUCUGAAAAGAUCCAUAUCUUCAGCUCCUUCUUUUACAAGCGACUCAACCAGCGCGACAAGAGCCGCUCAGAGGAGGCGGCCGGCCUCACGCUGCCUCAGCGGAGGCACCGGCGCGUGCGAACCUGGACGCGCCACGUAGACAUCUUCGCCAAGGACUUCGUCUUCGUACCGAUCAACGAGACUUCCCACUGGUUCCUGGCCAUCAUUUGCUUCCCUGGGCUCCAGGGAAAGUGCUACGUCCCAAAGGCUAAGAGCCUCGCCUUCGCAGCUAGCAACAGCAGCGGCAAGCAGGGCGGCACCACCAUCACCCCCACCAACAACAACGGCAGCAACAGCAGCAGCAACAGCAGCAGCAGCAGCAGCAGCAAUGCUGCCCCCACCAGGGUGGAGGUGUUUGAUGGGUCGAAGGUCGCAGAGGAGGAGGACGGAGAGACGGAGAGCCAGGCCGGGUCAGACGACACCACGGAGCAGCUGAUGCAGCAGACGAUAAGCCUGGAGCACUCGUCCAACAACGACUCGGGCGAGGAGGUGGGGGAGAGCGAGGAGGGGGGGCAGCGUCCCGCGCGUAACGGCGUCGUCCCAGCGGCACGCACCUCGGGACGCUGCCAGCGCGACGCGGACACCGUCUGCAAGCAGCCCUGCAUCGUCAUCAUGGACUCCCUCAAGGGCUCGUGUCGCAACGCGGUCGCCAAGACGCUGCGCGAGUACCUUGAGGUGGAGUGGUUCGUCCGCCGAGGGGAAUCUCGGCCCUUCACCAAGGACUCCAUGAGAUACUGCUGCCCCAAGGUGCCGCAGCAGGACAAUUUCAGCGACUGCGGCGUGUACCUGCUGCAGUACGUGGAAAGCUUCUUUGAGAGCCCCGUCACGUCCUUCGAGCUGCCGCUGCAGCUGGAGAACUGGUUUCCGCAGGAGCGCGUCAAGCGCAAGCGCACGGAGUUGCAGCAGCUCAUCCUGCUGCUGCACCACCAGCUGCAGCGCGCACCCCGCACGGUGCCGCGCGACCGCUCACCUCGGCACGCCACCCCCGACUCCUCCGGCGCUCCGAGCCCCGAGGCCAACGGGGACGCGUGCGGGGCGCCCCGCAGGGAGGGAGACUCGGGAGAGGGGCAGCAGCAGCAGCAGCCCGCGGGGGACUCGCGGCGCAGGAGAAGCGGGGAAGAGAGAGGGGAUCGUGAGGAGGAGGAGGAGGCCGAUGAGGAGAUGACGACGUCGGAGCGGGAGGACGAGGAGGAGGAGGAGCGGGUGGUGGAGUCGUCCAACGACUGUGAGCUGGAGUUCAUGACGGAGGAGGAGGGGGGGCUGGUUCGAGGUUCGAAUCCCUCGUCGACGACGACGGACGAGUCGGAGCACAAAAAGUUCGGCGUCGAGACGUGACGGCGGUCGUGCGGUGUGCGUGGUUGCGCGUCGGCGCGCGUGCGAGAGUAUGAAUGCGCGCGUGCGUGCGAGAGUAUGAAUGCGCACGUGUGAGUGGGGAGCGGUGGCGCAGUAGUUGGCGUGCCGUGCUAGGAUCCCGACGAACCGAGCUUCAUUCCAACUGAACCAGUCCUGUGCCUCCCAUAGGUUGACUCAGCCUCAAAUGAGCACCUGGUGCAGUGUGUGAACAUCAGCACUGGGGAGACGAAGGCGGCCCGGCAUGGUGUUGUCGGCCCCCCCGCCCCCUUGUGUGCCAUCGGGUGCUUGCAGCACUUGCCCGACAGUCUGGUCACGUCGACACGGCGGGGUCUUUGCGUGUGCAACGCUUGCAACUCCUUUGCUUGCCGUCAUUAGUUAAGCCUCGCUCUGCUUGCACGCGGAUGAGAAGCGGAUUCUCAUGUCAUUGGCGGGUGCCACUUGGCCCACCGCCCCUCCACCGUUGAUCAAUAACGAGCUCAGGAGAGCGAAACUCAACGUGCUCUUGCGUUCUCCAAUCCAGGGUCGAGGGUCCACUCGACCAUCAUCCCUCCAUAGUCACGAUGACGAUUGCAACCGUGUGGAAUGUCAACUGUUGUUAGUCCCGGCCAUAGUAAUGUGGAAUUUGGUGGCGAGGGGGCGGGGAGCUGCUGUGUGUAUUGCCCUGCAAUCGGCAGGAACGUCGAUGGGGACCGAGGCGUCCCGUCGUGUCAAAAGCAAUCGCCCCUCGGGCCGACGCACGCGCCGCCAAGUUCGACGCGAGCGGCCUUCUUGUCGCCUCGGCUCUCGAGCGCAGGCUACCGCCGCGUUCACCCGCGCGUCACCCCCCCCCCGCUCCC
This is a messenger RNA of Lethenteron reissneri (Far Eastern brook lamprey), 5205 nucleotides long. Its product is annotated as sentrin-specific protease 6-like. Lineage: Eukaryota; Metazoa; Chordata; Hyperoartia; Petromyzontiformes; Petromyzontidae. Gene Ontology annotation, biological process: protein desumoylation; proteolysis. The record is from RefSeq and is a predicted model, not a curated record. Gene Ontology annotation, cellular component: cytoplasm; nucleus. Gene Ontology annotation, molecular function: SUMO-specific endopeptidase activity.